GCAAAUAUGAAACAAACGGGUCUGAUGGUUCCUUUGGUAAGUCGGGUCAUUUCUGAAAAUCCCACUCAUCAAUUCUUUCUCUCCUCAGUCGUCACGCGUCAAUUCGAUUUCCCCUGAUUCCUUCCAAUUUGACUGCUCCACUACCUUCGCAGCCGACCUCCGGUGCCGCCAUCUGCAAGUGCAAGUGCAAGUGCGAGGUCAAUCUCUAUGUAUUGCAAGAAAAUCCGGUUGCUAGGGUUUCUCUUCAGUUCCGUGUUAAUCCUCGGCGCCGGUUAAUUUGGUGUCAGAGACACGUAUAAUCAAUGCUAGUAAUUGUCGCGAUUUUGUUGCUUUUUGGCGUUGUGGUCCGGUACAACUGGAGGAAUGCGUUGGCCCAGAAGGAGGAGAUUCUGAGGCUCGUGGCUAGGGUUUCUGAAGAAGAGGCGGAAAUUGAGAAGCUGCAAUCGGUCGAGGAAUACAAUACUUCUUCUCCUCCGUCUCCUCCACCUCCCACGCCCCCGCCGCCGCCGCCGCCAAUUCAGCUUGAAAACCGUUACUGUUGUGCUGUUUGUUAUUGCCCCACCACUACCAGGUGUUCUCAGUGCAAAGCUGUUAGAUACUGUUCGGGUAAGUGUCAAAUAAUUCAUUGGAGACAAGGUCAUAAGGAUGACUGCCAACGAUCCACUCCAAUUAAUGAUAGCAAGGAAAGCUAUAGUGUGGAUGAAACAGCUUGGGAUAAUCAAGUGAAGAAGGAUUUGCAUGAUGAACCUAAAAUUUCUUCUGAACCUCCCUGUGAAGUUGAUUCUGGAUCUUCUAGUUGCUCUUUACCUUGCUUUUCAUCUUCUCCUGAACAAAGUGAAACAUCACAUGACACUUCAGUCAGUGAGGAUCUUGGGCCAGGAACACCUGUUAGGCCAGAUAAAAUGUUUUCUGACUCUCAUCCAUUGCAAACAACCUCUGAUUCUGAUGAGGCAGAUGUACGAAGCCAGGUUCCCUUCCGUUCUACUAUCUAUGAAGCAAAUACAUUUCAGGCUAAUAACUUGAAAGGGAUGCCAGCUGCUAAACCUGUCAAAGGGUUCCAGCCAACAAACUUUAAAGAUCCAAAAGCUGGCAAUGAAACUGUUCAGCUAGAAAAGCUUGCUACAAGUACAAGUGAGUUGAGGGGUUCUCAUUCCUCCAGUUCCCAUAAGAGCUCAUCUUCUGUGGAGAAUCUAAGAAAUCGAUCAAAGACAUCUAGCCAUAAAGCAAAGAAAUUCAUGGAUUUUGAUAGACAAGGGAAUCACAAUCAAGUGUCUAAUAUUGAAUUGAGAAAUUCACAGUUCUCACAAUCUUUAAGUGUGUCAUCAGAUGUAUAUUGGAAAAAUGAAGCCCAAAUUUGCAGUGGUAAGGAAACAAGGUCCAUGUCUGUUCGGAGUUCAGGAAAUUAUCAAAAUUUAUAUAUGAAAAAUGGGAGCUUGCACAACUCACUGUCAGAAAUUGAACAUGUGCCACAACCUCCCUGCAAAGGCCUUAGAUCAUCAGUAAAGAAAUUUGUACAACAUUUUAGAGUAUCAAAACAGUCAAAGUCCUACAUAUUUGACAUGGGGGAGGAAUCUAUGGGAAAUUAUAACCACAAGAUAAUAUUUCCUCCCAAAAUUUUUGCACAAUUGUACUCUCAUCAUGCUUCGGAACUUUACCCCUUUGGCCUUGUCAACAGUGGAAAUAGUUGUUAUGCAAAUGCCGUGCUGCAGUGCCUUACUUUUACUCGGCCAAUCACUUCUUAUCUUCUUCAAGGGUUACAUUCUAAAACAUGCCAGAGGAAGGGUUGGUGCCUUAUCUGUGAGUUUGAGCGUUUGAUUCAGAAGGGACAAGAAGUGAAGUCUCCUUUGUCCCCUGCUGGGAUAUUAUCCCAAAUACAAAGGAUUGGAAGCCAUCUAAGUCAUGGAAGAGAAGAAGAUGCACACGACUUCUUGAGAAACAUUGUGGAUACAAUGCAAUGUAUAUGGCUUGAAGAAGUUGGUGUUUCUGGUUCAUUGGGUGAAAACUUGACCCUCAUGGGUCUGACAUUUGGGGGUUAUCUUCGAUCCAAGAUUAAGUGCAUGAAGUGUUCAAGUAGAUCCGAUCAUUGUGAAAGAAUGAUGGAUCUUACUGUGGAGAUCGAUGGAGAUAUUUAUACUCUUGAAGAGGCUCUUGCACGGUUCACGAUAUCGGAAACACUUGGUGGAGAUGAUAAGUAUAAGUGCAGCAGAUGCAAGUCUUAUGAGAAAGCUAGGAAGAAACUGACCAUACUUGAGGCCCCUAACAUUCUCACGAUUGUUUUGAAGCGGUUCAGGUCUGGAAACUUAGAAAAGCUGAACAAAGUAAUUCAUUUUCCAGAGAUAUUAGACCUUGAGCCAUAUAUGAGUGGACGGGCCGACAAAUACUCAACAUAUCAACUCUAUGCAGUGGUUGUUCACUUGAACAUGAUGAAUGCUGCUUACAGCGGUCACUACAUCUGUUAUGUCAAAGAUAUACAUGGAGAAUGGUUUCAAAUCGAUGACAGCAGAGUAAACCGUGUGGACCGAGAGACUGUGCUAUCAGCAGAAGCAUACAUUCUCUUCUACGCAAGGCACACACCCCGAAUCCCUUCAUUGGUAGCAAACCAUUCGAUGAUGGAUCUGGAUGUGAAACCCAAACGGAACAUGGAAGCCAUCUCAUCAAGCGCCAGUGAUAAAAAGAAAGCCUCAAAGGCCAAGCCCACCUCUACCUCUACUAAGCGAACACCUCCGGACUAUAUGACUAUGCAUUCCUUGGAUUGGGGACACCAGGCAUAUGGCAGGCUACGGCAACAGCAACGGCUACACAACCCUCUCAUUGACUGGUCCAGCGAUACGUCCUCCAUUUUCAGCACAUCUGACACUGGUUCGUGCAGCACAGACAGCACCAAGGACUCGAGCGCAGAUGACAUAUCUGGCUACUUAUUCGGGUCCACUCUAUACCACCACAGGUAGCACACCAUUUAUUAAGUGCCACCCGGCUGUAUCAGAGACCAGACCAGGCCAGACUGACCAAAUGAAAGCUGUAAGGUGUAGUAGUAGUAGUAGUAGUAGCAGCAGCAGUGACUCCAUCUCCAUGUAGUAUUUUUCUAAGAAGACUAGUAGUGAAUUUCUAUUUAAGGGAGAAAUGACAGACAAGUAAUUAGAGGAAACAGCUCAAACAUUUUUUUUAGGAGGAGUUUGAGUUGUUUGUAAAUUCCCUUCGUAUUUCACAAAACAGUGUUAUAGUUUGUUGCAGUGUAAAAGCCUAUUUUUUUUUUUUGCUUUCACUUGAAUUAUAUUACUUUGUGUAAAUUAUAUUGCCCACCUGUGUUU
Messenger RNA from Andrographis paniculata, 3308 nucleotides. RefSeq names its product ubiquitin carboxyl-terminal hydrolase 17-like. Gene Ontology annotation, biological process: protein deubiquitination. The transcript has 11 exons. The record is from RefSeq and is a predicted model, not a curated record. Gene Ontology annotation, cellular component: cytosol; nucleus. Lineage: Eukaryota; Viridiplantae; Streptophyta; Magnoliopsida; Lamiales; Acanthaceae. Gene Ontology annotation, molecular function: cysteine-type endopeptidase activity; cysteine-type deubiquitinase activity. The coding region runs from base 303 to 2948 and encodes 881 amino acids.